Molecule: messenger RNA, 569 nt
Organism: Triticum aestivum (bread wheat)
Lineage: Eukaryota; Viridiplantae; Streptophyta; Magnoliopsida; Poales; Poaceae
Exons: 1
Coding region: 80-397 (105 amino acids)
Source: RefSeq, a predicted model, not a curated record
AUCCAGAGUCCAAAUAUUCAGACUCCCCUCUGACUGAUACCCAAUCCAAUCGUCCCAGACCGUCUCUGUUUCUCACCUCAUGGCCAGAUCUGCGGCGCUGCUGCUGCUGCUGCUCGCUCUUCUCCUGGUCUGCUCGGGGGCCGCGUCGGCAGCCGCCGCGGCGGGCAGAAUCAAGAGCAAGGCUGCUGCUCGGUCAGCGAGGGCGGAGGCGGAGGCGGGGUGCCGGGAUCUGGCGACGCGCGGCAAGUGCGGGGCGAGCGGCGGCGGGGGCAGGUGCCGGUGGUGCCGCAGCGAGGCGCUCGACGACAUGUGCUUCGGCGCAGCGGAGGCGUGGCGGCUCCCGAAGCAGGUCUUCUCCUGCGACCAGCCCGCCGGCGCCGCGCACGCCAGGAGAUAGCGUCGACGCCGAUGCCUUCCCCGGGAUGGGAGGGAUCGUUGUACUAUUCUACUCGCUGGUUGUGAGAUUUACCGAGUGUUCGCGCAUUGUACUGUCGUGUUACUCAUCAACUCAUGUAUACGUAAUUGGUUUUAUCGAAACGAGGCUGAUCGCGGCCGAAUUUAUUAGCUUA